UACGACAAAUCCCUGUUGGCAGAGUGUCUGCGUAUGAUUCAGGAUCGUCAUGCAACUCUCUGGGCCUAUGUGGUUGGCGGUGGUUGCAGUGCCAGAGAGGAAAAGGACACGGAAAGAAGGGGAGGUCCUCGCUGUGGCGUUCGGUCAUUGCCAACACCCUCUCAAAAGGCAGCUGCAGUAGCGGCUGCCACCUCACGGUGA
Hydatigera taeniaeformis is the source of this 201-nucleotide messenger RNA. NCBI's taxonomy places the organism in Eukaryota, Metazoa, Platyhelminthes, Cestoda, Cyclophyllidea, Taeniidae. The record is from the annotation of a GenBank genome assembly.